CUGGGGGGUUUUCGCACGCGCGUGGUUUUGGGCUAGUAACCGUUAGCCGUUAACAGACCAUCACUAACCUUGUUUGCUGUGGUAUUUUUUCAUCCUGUGGCUGUAGUUAAUUAUCGGUAAGAGAAGUUGGACGGAUCAUCUGUGAUUAUAUUGUGUAUCAGAACAAAUACGCGGUUUUUUGACUAGCAUUAACUUUGGAAUCGGAAACAGUUUGGGCGGUUGGAAUGAGGCUAGCAGCACCGCGGCGGUUUGAGGACCUACAAGGUUAACGUUGAUUCAGUAAACCUGUGCUGCAGUAAUCGACGGUUCAAGAAGGGUCAGGACACACUUUGACCGAAACAGAUUUCAUCCAGUUGAUUAGAGCUGACAAAUGAUGGGCAGCUUGAGUCCAUGAAACUUUCAAAAUGACAUCAAUCGUAGGACUCCCUACUCAAGGAUCAGAUGUGACAGUUUUCAUACAAAAGGUCCACUUGCAUCCCCUUUGUGAGCUUGUGGAGUUCUGGGGAAAAUUUAGCCAGGAUAGGACAGCAGAAUAUGAAUGCCUGGCCAAAGAAAUUCAGUCCCCUGGUAAUCUGUUUCAAGAGUCUGAAGGAAAUCCUGGUGACCAAUGCUUAGCUCAGGUUGAUGGUUCUUGGUUCAGGUCCCGGAUUGUCUCACGAAAUGGCUCAAAAUACAGUGUGUUCCUCAUUGACAAAGGAGUGACAUUUAGCACCUCCUCUAGCAAGCUUGCAUGGGGCAAGAAGAAGCACUUCCACCUGCCACCUGAAGUGGAGUUUUGUGUGCUAGCUAAUGCGUUGCCACUUUCACCUGAGAACAAGUGGUCCAGAGUGGCUCUUGAAUACCUGAGAUCACUCUGUGGGAAGUCUUUUGAGGCACAUGUGCAAGAUGUGUUGUUCCCACACAGAACACUUCUACUGCAAAUCCCUUGCAUUUCAAAACAAAUGUUUGAGAUGGGAAUUGCCAAGAAGCUUUCUCCAGACCUGUUCCAGAACUUUGUUUUUAUGUCACUACAGUCCAAAAGUGUAGCUGAAGUGCCUCAAAGGACUGGGCUUACUUUAAAUGGAGAGGACGAAAGACUUCACAAACAAGAAGCCUUCCUGUAUCCAGAGUUGCAAGCAGGAACUGUGGAAACAGUCAUUGUCACUGAUGUGACAAAUCCACAGAGGAUUUUUUGCCAGUUGAAGGUGUUCUCUCAAGAGUUGAGGAAGCUAUCUGAUAAGAUCACACAGUGCUGUGAGGGAAGAAUGAAAAGUUGUCUCAUUGGUCCAGAAAUGGUUGGGUUUCCAUGUGCAGCAAGAGGACGUGAUGGCAAAUGGUACCGAUCUGUUCUUCAACAGAUAAUCCCAACCAACCAAGUGGUAGAAGUGUUGAACAUUGACUAUGGAAUAAAGCAGUUUGUUCAAGUGGAGAAUGUCAGGCCACUUGCUACAGAGUUCUUCAGGAUGCCUGUUGUGACUUUUGUCUGCUCCCUCCAUGGAAUUGUUGACAAUGGGCUUGGUUGGACAACCAGCCAGAUCGACUAUCUUAAAACCCUCCUUCUGAACAAGACAGUGAUUGCAAAAUUUGAGUACCAAAGCAUCUCUGAAGGUGUUUAUUAUGUCACACUCUAUGGGGAUGAAAACACAAACCUCAACAAACUGUUUGGUUCUAACAUGAGCUGUUCCCAGGAGAGUGAAAAAACAUUAAAAGAUUAUGCCAUCCAUAACACCACAUACAGGCGCCAGCCUUGUCAGGAAGAAGGAUAUCAAAAAAGGAUGUUGGUCGAAGGAAAAGAAGUACUGAAGAAGUUGCUAGCUGAAGACCUGUCUCUUAACUCAUCACAUGUAGCAGUUGUCCAGCAAGCAGUGGACCCAUCAGAGUUCUGGAUCCAAACUCAGAACUAUGCAAAUGAGUUGGAUGAACUGAUGGAUCAAAUCUACCAUUUGUACAAAGAUUCAGUGGAUAAAGAUAAAGUAAAGAACCCGGAAGUUGGCCUCUACUGUGCUGCCAAAGCAGAAGAUGGAGACUUCUACAGGGCAACUGUGACUGAAGUUGGUGAGACACAAGUCAAGGUGUUUUUUGUUGACUAUGGGAACACUGAAAUGGUUGACAGGAAUGACAUCAGGAUGCUUCCUGACAAGUUCAAAAAGCUGCCACGUCUUGCUUUGAAAUGCACACUGGCUGGUGUUAUGCCAAAGGGUCAAACUUGGAGCCAAAGUGCAAGUGAGUUUUUCAUCAAAGCAGUCAAAGACAGAGAACUAAAUGUGGAUGUAAAAGAAAAAUAUGAUGACUGCUAUGCAGUCCAGCUAACAGAUCUGGAAGCACAGGGGGAGAGAGACCUUGCAUCACAGAUGUGGAGUUCUGGUCAUGCUGAAAAGGCUGAGACAAAGAGACCACUCAAAGCUCAAAUGCCCAUGCAAGCUGCUGUUCUGUCAGCAGCAGGACUUCGAGAUUCCAGACUGUCAAGUGCACACAACAACAGUGGGUCACCUUUCCAGACGCUAAAUGCAGUGGACCUUGCCAAAAAUCUAGGCAGAACUCCCACCUUCAAGGAGCAAAUGUUUUCUCCAGGAAGCAUCCUGGAUGCCAGUGUGUCCUAUAUUGAGAGCCCAAAUGACUUCUGGUGUCAGCUUGUACAAAAUGCAGGACUCCUGAAAUUUCUCAUGCAUGACAUACAGGCUUACUAUGAAGGCAGUGAGUUUCAGCCCCUUAUGGAAAUCCCUUGUGUUGCUCGCCACCCAGAUAACAAAAUGUGGUACAGGGCCCUUGUCAUUCACAAACAUGAAACACCUCAUGUGGAUGUGUUGUUCGUUGACUAUGGCCAGACAGAAACUGUCCCUGUCCAUGACCUGAGGAGGAUUUGCCCACAAUUUCUUACUCUACCAGGCCAAGCUUUUCGAUGCCGUCUUUUGAACCCUUUUGACCCCACUUCUAACACAAAUGAGUGGAAUAAAGAAGCAGUCGAGAUGUUCCACAACUUUGUGGAAACUGCUGCAUCAAACUUUGUGAUUUUGAAGUGUACCAUCUAUGCUGUCAUGUUCAGUGAGCAGAAGGUUGUUUUCAACAUUGUGGAUCUAGAAACUCCAUUUGAGAGUAUCUCUGCCAGUAUGGCCAGUCUUCUUAAAAGUGCUCCUCCCAAGAAAGCAGCCAAGCCAUCUUUCCGCUUGGACACAUACUACUACUCCACUCACAAUGUCAAAACUGGAACAGAGGAACAGGUCACUGUGACAUGUGUGAACAAUGUCAGUCAGUUCUAUUGCCAGCUUGAGAGAAAUGCUGAUGUGAUGAAUGAUCUCAACAUCAAAGUUAACAACCUCUGUCAGCAGCUUGAGAAUGUUAAACUUCCAGCAGUCUUUGGGACUUUAUGCUUUGCUAGGUAUACUGACGGACAGUGGUACAGAGGACAGAUCAAGGCAACAAAGCCAGUGAUUCUUGUCCAUUUUGUGGAUUAUGGUGACACUAUUGAGGUGGGAAAAUCUGACUUACUUCCUGUUCCCCGAGAGGCUAAUGACAUAAUGUCCAUGCCUGUACAAGCUCUGGUGUGCAGUCUCUCUGAUGUUCCUGCCAAUGUUCCCGGUAAAGUGAGCAGCUGGUUUGAGACAAGUGUGACAGAAUGUAAAUUUCGAGCACUUGUGGUGGCUAGAGAACCUGAUGGUAAACUUCUGGUUGAGCUGUAUCAAGGAAGUACUCAAAUUAAUUCAAAAAUCAAGAAGAUGUUUCAGAUUGAGAUGCAGCAUUCAGAGACAAUGGUUGUCCAUCAGGGUUGGAAAGCACCUGACACAUCAGCUAAUCAAACACUGAAGAGUUUAGAAGCUGCACCAAAACCGGCUGAAGAAACAAAGAUUCAAACCCACAGGAAUGAUCACUCAGCCUCUAAGCCAGCACCUAAACUGAGGGAUUCCAACAACAAUCUAAAGUCUGAACCUAAGCCUCCUUGCAGCCUUUGUAAAAAUGGUCAGAAAGUCAAAGCUGCACCACUAAAACUGUAUCAGCCUCCACACCAAAGGAAAGCAAGUGGAAGAGCAGAUGCUAAUGAGGAGAACAGGUCUGAGCCCGCAGCUGUCCCUGUCAAAAUGAAAAAGACAAGUCUGCCCAUCGAAACUAAACAGCUUUCCAAGUCCACAUCACAUGCCACAGAACCUCAGAAGGAGAGUAAUGUUGGGAAACUUCCUAAACUUGCAGACCUGCCUUCAAAAUCUAUCACAUCAGGCAUGGAAGCAGACAUUUAUGUCUCUCAUUGCAACAGCCCAUUGAGUUUCUAUGUGCAACUUGUGAAAGAGGAGGAGGAAAUAUUCUCACUAGUGGAAAAGCUAAAUGACACCAAAUCCAUCCCUCAAACAGACAUCAAAGACCUGCAUCCAGGUGACCUUGUUCAAGCAGAGUUUGCAGAGGAUUCAUCUUGGUACCGGGCAGUUGUUAAAGAAGUUCAUAGCAAUACUGUGGCUCUUGUAGAGUUUGUCGACUUUGGAAACACUGCAGUUCUGCCAGUUUCCAAGAUGGCAAGACUUGAAAAAUCUUUCUUGCAGCUUCCCAUGUACAGCACACACUGUAUGUUGAGUCAUGCACUAACUUUUGAAGAGGAGGGAGUGCUUGAUCCAGAAGUGGUGUCAGCUUUCAAAGAAGAUGUUGGUGGAAAUGGAGAGAAGGUGCUCAUGUGCAGUUUUAACAGGCAAUCAGGAUCCGUGUGGGAAGUCAGUCUUAAAGACAGUGGUGUGAAUCUCAUUUGUAAAGUACCGUCAAGAUGUUCAACGGAUGGUUCUGACAUUAACACAGGCAAACUGGUACAAGUUAAGGACAAACCUGCCCAAGUUAAGGACAAACCUGCCCAGAACUCUGACAUCAGGCCGGCACCAGUGGUCUCACAGAUGGAGUCCUGCUCUCUUAGUUACCCCAAACAGCAGUUCUCAGAGGGAGAAAAGUUAGAUGUCUAUAUCAUGGCUACAAAUGAUGAUCAGACAUUUUGGUGUCAGUCUGCCAGCCCAGAAGACCUUGAUAAGGUAACACUUCGAGUAGCAGAAGUUGGGGAUUCAGCCAUCCAUAAAGAUAUUGACCCAGCUUCUCUUUCCCCUGGCAGGCCAUGCAUUGCUCUGUUUUCAGAAGAUAAUCUUUGGUACCGUGCAGAAGUCAUCAGCAAAGAAGGAGAUGUGCUGCUUGUUUUCUUUGUGGAUUAUGGGAACAAGUCCAAAGUCACCAUUUCAAAUGUGAGGGACAUACCCCAUGACCUGACUGAGAAACCUCCACUGGCAUUUUUGUGUGAGCUUGAAGGCUUGGAUCCUUCAAAUGGAUCCUGGGACAGUGGUGUUGCAGAUGAGCUGUUGGCACUUACAGUGGACAAACCCUUACAGCUGAGUGUCUUACAAGUAACAAGAGAGGGAGGUAAAAUCAAAUACCUUGUGCAGAUAGAAUGUGAGGGCCAAGUGAUAAACAAGGCACUCAAAACAUAUUGGAGGGCCCCCAUGACUGAAAACAGUCCUCUUGCAGAUGAGCUUGCCAAUUCAGAUGGAGGUUUGCUGCAGUGUGUCCAGUACAAAAACAGUGAAAUGGAUGCUAGCAUACUAACAAGUACCCCAAAGAACGGUAAAAGCCCUGUUGCUUUUGUACCUACUGAGUCUCUUGUGAUUCCUGAAGAGGAAGAGAGAAAUCUGAUUUCUUCAGAAGGCACUGUGACCACUGAACCUCUAAAACUGAAAACCACUGAGAGCCUGAUGGAAUCUUUAUCUAAGGAAAGUAAGUUUACUUCUGUAGUGGUGUCUCAAACCAAUCCUCCAGACAUUUUUACAUGCAGUGGUGACAAAAUAGUAAUUCCUCUUGAGACUGUCAAAGGUACUGAAGAGGAGGUUGCUGCACUAGACAAUUUUGAAGCUGAUGACUUGCAUUCUCCAUUGGAUGACAGUCCUAAAGAGGCUGUAGUUGAGUCUCUAAACACAACUGCAGGCUUGGAGUCACGGCCUCAAAAGGCUGAUACCUACGGCAUCGAAAGCAGCCUGGAUGAAACAAUGUUUGCUACUGAAGAGAGCACAGGUACUGAAGAGGAGGUAGCUACAGUAAUGGGCAAUGUUGAACCUAGUGACUUGCAUUCUCAAAUAGAUGACAAUCCUACAGAGGCCAUAUUGAAGACUGGGAAAACAACUGCUGACUUGGAGUCCCUGUCUCAAGAGGCUGAUGCCUACGGCAUCGAGAGCAGCCUGAAUGAAACCAUGUUAUCUAUUAAAACCAACAAAGGCCCUGAAGAGGAGGUAGCUAUGACGGAAGACAUGUUUGAGCCUGAUGACCUGCAUUUUCCAUUGGAUGAGAAUCCUACAGGGGCUGUAGUUGAGUCUAAGAACACAACAACUGAUGUGGAGUUGCUGUCUCAGGAGGUUGAUACCUUCAGCAUUAAAAGCAGCCUGGUUGAAACCAUUUUAGUUAUUGAAGCUAGCAAAGGCACUGAAGAGGAGGUAGCUGCAAUGAUUGAUGUGUUUGAUCCUGAUGACUUGCAUUCUCCAUUGGAUGGGACUCCUUCAGAGAUUGUUGUCGAGUCUGGGAUCUCAACAACUGACUUGGAUUCAUUGCCUCAAGAGGCUGACAGUUGUGCCAUCAAAAACAGCUUUGGUGAAACCAUGUUAGCUACUGAAACCAACAAAGGCACUGAAGAGGAGGUAGAUGCAAUGUUUGACAUGUUUGAACCAGAAGACUUGGAUUCUCAAGUGGCUGAAAAUCCUACAGAGGCCAUUGAUGAAUCUGGGAUCACAACAACUGACUUGGAUUCAUUGCCUCAAGAGGCUGACAGUUGCGCCAUUGAAAGCAGCUUUGGUGAAACCAUGUUAGCUUCUGAAACCGACAAAGGCACUGAAGAGGAGGUAGCUGCAGUGUUUGACAUGUUUGAACCGAAAGACUUGGAUUCUCAAGUAGCUGAAAAUCCUACAGAGGCCAUGGUUGAGUCCAAAAACACAACUGACCUGGAGUCACUGUCUCAAGAGGUUGAUACAUUUGGCAUUGAAAGUAAAUGCACAGAAGAGGAGGAUAUUUCCGUGAUGGAAACUCCUGGGCCAGAUGAUUUGGAUUACAUGCUGGGCACAAAACCAACAGAUGCUAGAGAUGAAUUGGGGAUCACAACCAUCUCUGAACCUCCACCUUGGAAGGCUCAUGCCAGCAUCAUGGAAAGAAGCCCUGACACCGUGAUAUUUGCUGAUUCUAAUGAGCGAAAAGGAGAGGUCUCUAUUUCAAGAGACUAUUCUGCUAACAGUACAACUGUGAAAAUGGUACCCCGUGAGGCUGUUUGGCCCAGUAAGAGCCGUGAUCCAUGUGAGAUCACUAACAGUACUUCUGAUGACUUAAAACAGGAUCAGACUGAUUCAGGGGUGCCAUCAUGUGUGCUUCCUGUGCCUGAUGCUGACAUAGAGCAGGGAUUUGCUGCUGAAGGUGAUGCCCCCAAAGAAAAGAUGGUUUGUGUUACCACGCACCGCAAGGAUGACUUUAUGGCUGAAAAAGAGACGAAGGCUCAUCAGGAGGACAAAUGUUCAGAUGAAGCUGACAAGGCUGCCAGUGUGGGACACACCUACACGUCGUCUCCUCAGUAUUUGGAUAAUGUAGUGAAAGAGGUGGCCUGUUCUGUUGAAGAGGCAUGCUCGACAAAUGUCUGCACAGAUCUCAUUGAGCCAUGUGAGGGAGAAGCCUCCAGUGAAAGAGUUGAUUAUGUCAGCUGUGUGACAGCAGAGGAAACGGUUCAGACAGGAUCACUUGUAUCUUGUACAGAGCUCCCUCUUGAAGAUUCAACCAAAGUGCCCUCAGAGGACGAUGUAGACGAUACAGACAAUUAUCCUCUGGAUGAGGUGUUGCAUAGUAAGAAGAUCUUAGUGACUGAAGAUGAGACUGCAGCUCUGCAGGAAGAUCCACUCACUGACCUUGUAGCCGACACAGACAAAGCUGCUAUUGAGAGAGACACGUGCACAGCUUCCUCUCAGGAUUUGGAUGAUGAAGUGAAAGAGGCAACCUGUUCUGUUGAGAAGGCGUGUUUGAAAGACAUCUACACAGAACUCAAUGAGCCAUGUGAGGGAGAAGCCUUCACUGUAAGAGAUGAUUGUGUCAGCUGUGUGACAGCAGAGGAAACGGUCAAAAGAGAAUCACUUGUGUGUUGCACAGAGUCACCUCGUGAACAGUCCAUUGAAUUUCCAUCAGAGGACGAGGCAGAAUCAGGCGAUGUUUCUCUUCAGGAUGAGACAUGUAGCAUGAAUAUCUCAGUGACUGAAGAUGAGUCCAUGGUUCUGCAGGAAGAUGAACUUCCUGGUUUUCCAUCUGAUCCUGAACCUCCGGUGUGUAAAGGUUCCUGUCCAGAUUUGAAUAACCUGGUUGAAGAGGUGACCUGUCUUGUUGGGGAGAUCUGUCUGACAGACUUCUGCAGAGAUCCAUCUCAAGAACCAGAAGGCAGUGAACAGCUGAUGCAAACACCUUGCACAGAAAAAGAGGAUGACAGUACUGGUGUGAUGGAGAAGAAACCGUCUGAUGACAGUUUUGAGGAUCAGCUGCUCAAGAUAACGCAUCUGUCUCUGAAGAUAAAUGAUGGUUCUGCUGAUGCUCUGCCUGCUGAGCGGAUGUCAGAGGAGUCAGACAUCUAAGAACAAAUAGUUCAAACGUUUUUGCUUUAAGUUUUAAAAACAGACUUGAGUUCUUUCUUUGUUGUGUUUGUUACUGUGUGGCAGUCUAGAUAUUUGACUUAUCUGCAAAGUCAUCUCUUAUCCUUUGGCCUGUUGGCUAAUUUCAUCGUUCACAUAAACAAUUUAAAUUCUCCAUGUAUGAUAAGUUACUGUCUUAAGAGCUUCUUAGAAUCCAUGGGCUUACUCAGCCUUCUUUUUGGGUAGUGUUGUGUUACAGAUGAUCUGUCCUGAUAAACUGCCACUAAUUCUUUGAAAAGUACUGAAUCUUUGGUUGGAUAUAAAAAUGCAGCAGUUUAAGAAAUUUUCCUGUUUUGUGUGGAUAUAUGCAUGCUUGAAGCUGUAUUUAUGUUGGCAAAAUAAAUAUGGUUACAG
This is a messenger RNA of Cheilinus undulatus (humphead wrasse), 8984 nucleotides long. It is a transcript of the gene tdrd6a, whose product is annotated as tudor domain containing 6. The transcript has 24 exons. Bases 405 to 8573 code for a protein of 2722 amino acids. The record is from RefSeq and is a predicted model, not a curated record. Lineage: Eukaryota; Metazoa; Chordata; Actinopteri; Labriformes; Labridae.